Messenger RNA from Ixodes scapularis (black-legged tick), 3737 nucleotides. RefSeq names its product glycine dehydrogenase (decarboxylating), mitochondrial. Gene Ontology annotation, biological process: glycine decarboxylation via glycine cleavage system. Gene Ontology annotation, cellular component: mitochondrion; glycine cleavage complex. The transcript has 24 exons. The coding region runs from base 371 to 3367 and encodes 998 amino acids. Lineage: Eukaryota; Metazoa; Arthropoda; Arachnida; Ixodida; Ixodidae. Gene Ontology annotation, molecular function: lyase activity; glycine dehydrogenase (decarboxylating) activity; glycine binding. The record is from RefSeq and is a predicted model, not a curated record.
GUCGCCGGACGGCAACGUCUAUUGGUCGACGGAAAAUUAGCCAACGUCAAUCCUCUUGUUUUAUAUACGUGUGCCUCUUUUUUCGCGGCGCGCUACUGUGAUAUUUUAGGCGCCCGCCGAAUUUAGCGGACUUCAGAAACGCGGCUGGCAAGCGUAUCAAUCACGAGCGCGCGCUUCGCGUCGUCUGCCUGUCUGUGCAUUUCUGUGAUAAAGCAUCGGGCGAUUAGGAGGCAGUGGAGCCACCGGCCUUUCGCGUCCGACUUCCUGAUCUUCAGGUAGCGGCGGCGGCGGUGGUGGCACCAGCGUACCGUGGCCCAACUCGUUUCUGUUAUGAACCUGGCUGCAUCGAAAUAAUCCCGAGGUUUGAACGAUGCAGCGAAUUCCGAGGUUGGGCGCUCUGAUGCGCGGCGACGUCAAGCAAAUUUUGGAGCGCGCGUCAGUGAUUUUGAAGCGCUCGGUGCGUUCGGCUUCGACGCUGGACCGCCUCCUACCAGUGCACGAUGACUUCUGCAGCAGACAUCUCGGACCGAGAGAAAAAGAUCAGAAAGCCAUGCUCCAAUACAUGGGACUCAAGAAUAUUGCCGAGCUCAUUGACAGGACAGUGCCUUCCAGCAUCAGACUCAACAGGGAAAUGAAGCUGGAUGGACCACUCCGGGAAGAAGAGCUGAUGGAGAGGGCACAGACCAUUGCAAACAUGAACCAGGUGUGGCGCUCUUAUAUCGGCAUGGGCUACUACAACUGCCUGACCCCUCCCACCAUCAUGAGGAACGUCUUCGAGAACCCCGGAUGGACAACGCAGUACACGCCGUACCAGGCGGAAAUUGCACAAGGUCGCCUGGAAAGCCUGCUCAACUACCAGACGAUGGUCACCGACCUCACGGGCCUGGACGUUGCAAACGCCUCGCUCCUUGACGAGGGGACGGCGGCGGCCGAAGCCAUGGGACUUUGCUCCCGGCACACCAAGAGGAAGAGGUUCUACGUUUCGGACAAGGUUCAUCCCCAGACGCUCGCCGUUGUCCAGACAAGGGCAGACGCCUUGGGGAUUGAGGUGGUUGUGUCGGACUGCGCCUCGAUGGACUUUUCCAAGAAGGACUUCUGCGGGGCGCUCUUCCAAUACCCGGACACCGAAGGAUCUGUCCAAGACUUCUCGGAGCUGGUCCAGGCGUGCCACGAUGCAAAGGCUCUGGCAGUGUGUGCGACCGACCUGCUGGCGCUGACGGUGCUGAAGCCGCCCGGGGAGUUUGGCGCUGACAUUGCCGUGGGCACCAGCCAGCGUCUGGGGAUCCCGCUCAACUACGGCGGCCCGCACGCCGCCUUCUUCGCCACACGCAACUCCCUCAUGCGACUCAUGCCCGGCAGGGUGGUGGGAGUCACCAGGGACGCCGAGGGUGGGAAAGCCUACCGGUUGGCGUUGCAGACGCGGGAGCAGCACAUCCGGAGGGACAAGGCGACCAGCAACAUCUGCACGGCGCAGGCCCUGCUCGCAAACAUGUCUGCCCUGUACGCCGUCUACCAUGGCCCCGACGGAGUGCGCGACAUUGCCACCAGGGUGCACCACUCGACACUCCUCCUCGCAACAGGUGUCGCGAAGGGAGGCCACGGCGUGAUCCACCCCGACUUCUUCGACACCCUGAAGGUUUCUCCGGCCAGCUCCCUGCAGGCCAUCAGGGACAGGGCGACGGAGAAGAGGAUAAAUCUGAGGUACUUCGAGGACGGAACGGUCGGCGUUUCGCUGGACGAGACAGUCACAGAAAGGGACUUGGACGACCUCCUUUGGGUUUUUGGGUGCCAGCAAAAGUCGGCCGACCUAGCUGAGGAGCUGGGCGAUCAGCCGAACAGGAGCAUUCUUCGGAGCAAGCACAAGCGAACCAGCAGCUUCCUUCAGCAUGCGGUGUUCAACACGUACCACUCUGAGACCCAGAUUGUGCGAUACAUGAAGCAGCUUGAGAACAAGGACGUCUCGCUCGUCCACUCCAUGAUUCCCCUGGGGUCUUGCACAAUGAAGCUGAACAGCACCACAGAGAUGAUGCCAUCAUCCUUACCCAACUUUGCAAACCUCCAUCCAUUUGUCCCGCCGGAUCAAGCCCGAGGCUAUGCACGGCUUUUCGAGGAGCUUGAGCAAGACUUGUGUGAAAUUACGGGCUACGACAGAGUGUGUCUACAGCCGAACAGUGGAGCGCAAGGGGAAUACGCUGGACUCCGAGCAAUCUCGUCAUACUUCGAUGCCAGGGGAGAGAAGCACAGAAAGGUGUGCCUGAUCCCCAUGUCGGCGCACGGCACCAACCCGGCGAGCGCCCACAUGGCGGGAAUGGCCGUUGACCCGAUCAACAUGGCCAAGGACGGGAGCAUUGACGUGGCACACCUGAAGGCAAAGCUGGACCAGCAUGCUGACAAGGUGGCCUGCAUCAUGAUCACCUACCCAUCCACCAAUGGCAUUUACGAGGAAACAAUCAGGGACGUUUGCGACCUAGUCCACGGGGCAGGAGCCCAGGUCUACCUGGAUGGAGCCAACAUGAACGCCCAGGUGGGGAUCUGCAGGCCGGGCGACUACGGAUCGGACGUCUCCCACCUGAACCUGCACAAGACCUUCUGCAUCCCCCACGGAGGGGGCGGACCCGGCAUGGGACCCAUCGGAGUCAAGGCCCACCUGGCCCCUUUCCUCCCCUCGCACCCCGUCGCGGAUCCCUCCGUGGCGCGGGGCGGAGACCCCCGGCACUCGUUCGGGGCCGUCUGCGCCGCCCCCUGGGGGUCGUCGGCCAUCUUGCCCAUCUCGUGGGCCUACAUUAAGAUGAUGGGGAGCCGGGGGCUGCGCCGGGCCACGGAGGUGGCCAUGCUCAACGCCAACUACAUGCGCAAGCGGUUGGACGCCCACUACAAGGUGCUCUACCUCGGCCAGAACGGAUUUGUGGCCCACGAGUUCAUCUUGGACAUGCGAGACUUCAAGAAGACGACGGGCGUGGAAGCGAUGGAUGUGGCAAAGAGGCUUCAGGACUAUGGGUUCCACGCACCGACGGUGUCCUUCCCUGUCAGCGGGUGUCUUAUGGUGGAACCAACAGAGUCGGAAGACAAACAGGAGUUGGAUCGGUUCUGCGACGCCCUCAUUUUGAUUCGGGACGAGAUCAGGGCGAUCGAGGAAGGCAGGAUGGACGCCAAAGUGAAUCCUCUCAAGAUGUCGCCCCAUCCCCAAAAGGUGGUGUGUGGCAACGACUGGGACAGGCCAUACUCUCGAGAACAGGCGGCGUUUCCUGCGAAAUUCGUGACUCCGGAGUCCAAGGUGUGGCCGACGGUGGGACGCAUCGACGACAUCUACGGCGACACCAAUCUCAUGUGCAGUUGUCCGCCGAUGGACAGCUACGAGCCCCUCUAGUCAUACCGACAGGCCUCACGAUGUGCCUCACAAUACGUCUGCGCUUUUUGCUCAAGUCUGCUUCAUAGUAAUUGCGUUCAAACUUUUGUCAGAUUGCAAAGUCAUAAUUUGCAAUGCGAAGGCUCUAUAUGGCUGUGCACAGAUAAUGAGUGUAUGCCGUGUUGGCUUUGUUGUGGAAACGGUGCCAAUAAGAGACAAACGCAUAUUUACCUUUAGGUAUUUUCGAAUGUGCCAAAGAAUGGUGGUUGCCAUACAUACAACUAUCAGACUCGCCAAAUAUUAUGUGCCAAUCUCUUUGCCUCGAGGUGCCUUGUGUAAAUUAUACAGUUUAUAUGUACAUUGACCCGAUUAAAUAAUAAGUGUGAUUAAA